AUGGUUGAGUUCGAAGAGAGCACCGACGUCAAAGGACUUGGGGGAAGAGAAUACUCCUCUCAGGAAAUGGAAGUUUGGAACAGGAAAUGGAAGCUUGGAACAGGUAAGUCAAUACAGUCGAAGGACGAAGGACACUUGGAAGCAAGGGAUUCAACACGCUCGCUGGUGCAGGUGGAAGACAGCAUACGGGCGGAUGAAAAACAACUGGUAGUGUACACACCUUCGAGCUGGGAGGUAGAAGAGAAUAUACGUGAAUCAGAUGAUUAUUCGCAUUCCCAGUUUCCACACUCGUGGAUGGAGGCCGACAAAGAGCUACAGCAGAUGGUUGAGGCUUCACCGGUUAUGUUGCCAUCGGAACCACAGGAGGGUAGUUACAGAGAGUUAGCCAACACAAUGGAAUUACCGCGGACGCCAGUGAAGAAGUCUGUAGAUCAGCUGUUAGACAAAGCGUUAGAAGCAUAUGAGUUGGAAUUAGCGGGUCUCGACCCGUUCGUGGAGAUGCCGCACUUGCACGUGGACUGCCAGGAAGGGCCUGAGGGUACGGGUGAGAAAGUAGCAGCUUUUCAACAUUCAUUAGAGGCUCCUGAUACCAUACACACGGAGGAUAUACAGCCCAAAUCGUGGCCAAACGCUAAACAAGCGGCUCCAGACGUCCGGUACACUAUUUCGGAAGAUAUCACCACCGAUGCACUCAUACACAACAGGAAGCGCCCAAGGAAGACGCCUUUAAAAUUGCAUCCUGCAACGGAAGAGACCAUGCUUACUAUUUGGGGAAGCUACACCUCAGCUGCGUGGGAAAGGAGGUUCCUCCCCCAGCAACACUGGCGGUAUUAUGGGUGUGGCAUGAAGGCUUUUUACACGUCCAAGCCGACCGUAUACGAGCAAUUGUGCAGGACAAAUGCGGCUGGAACAUUCCAGCGGAUGUGA
This is a messenger RNA of Sphaeroforma arctica JP610, 927 nucleotides long. RefSeq lists its product as hypothetical. Lineage: Eukaryota; Ichthyosporea; Ichthyophonida. The transcript has 2 exons. The record is from RefSeq and is a predicted model, not a curated record. Bases 1 to 927 code for a protein of 308 amino acids.